ACUACAUGUGCGCGACGCCGGGAACAAUGAGAACGGACCCGUGCCAUUAUUAAAUUAAAAAGUAGUCUUCGAAUUAGCACAGCCAAGUCGAUGAGACAGCGCGCGAAAUUUUUGAAACGAACGCGCGCAUCGCUCCAUUUCGGCGGGAUUCAGAAGCCGAAGAUGUGACCGCUCAAUUUUCGAACGCUAUUUUUAGGAAUGUGAUUUAAAUUCAAAAACACUAAAAUGACAGAUUAAAAAAUCCGUAAGCCAUAAAAUAAAAGUGGAAAAAUAAACUAUUAAUAUCCACGGUCAUCGUUGCGUGAAAUUGAAAAAAUGAAAUAAAAUAUGAUACGGACGAAAGUAAAAAGUGCGUUAUUUAAGCGAUAAAGGAUUUGGCGCGCAAAACUUGGAACUUGGACAUAGUUUGUGGCCAGUAUUAGGUAUAAGAUAAACUUUUUAUUGAUAGAAAAUGUGAUGAAUAGAAACUGCCUGGAAAGUUUGGAUCAAAAAAGAUCCGCGGUACCGUCGAAGACAUCGGAACUAAGAAAACAAAGUGCAAUAAAAUAAAAAUAUAAAACAAAACCGCGAGUAAUCGCAUGACUUCGUUGUGACGAUACGCUUGAAGCUGGAAUUAAUGUUGAAAUACUUCAAUGAGAAUAUAUCCCUAGCGCUGCAGGAGAGGUACAGAGACCUCCAUGAGUACCGGAAGACGGAGGUAGAGGAGGGGUCACCGAGGGAGGCGAAAGUACCGAAAAUAGCUGAGGAAGGUGAGCCGGUCGGCGGCGAGGGCGCGUUCGAGCCGAGCGCCGCGCCGCCGUUCCCGCGGCUGCUGGACCCGCCGAAGGAGGAAGACAACUUUGUCUCCACCUGGCUCCACAACUCCUUCAAGAUGACUGCAGCGGAGGGUAACACUGAAGCCUCGCCGGGGGGCAGCGCGCUGGACCUACGCGCGGCGCCGCUGUCUCUGCACAUUCCGGCUCUCCAACAAGCGGCUGAGGCCCAAAGACAGUUUAAGAUGGAAGACUUCUGGAACCGCACCAGGCCAGGGACUCCGAGUCAGGAGCAGCUCCCUGAUGGCCAUAACCAGCCGGGGCCCGCGCCGCCGACCCCGCAGCCGCCUGCCACUCCUGACCACAACAAGAUUAUGACGGAAAAGCUGGUCAACGAAAUCCAGCAACAGCAGCAAUCACCCUCGGCCGACUCCACGAUGAGCGAGAGAUCUCUCGUACCAUAUGCGCUGGUAAAUUUACUGUCUUCACUCAAUAACAUCGAUCCACAACAGCAGUCACCGACCGGCGACGGGCCGCUACCGGAUCGCAACGCAAUGUUGCCCUUCGCUUUGGUAAAUUUCCUGAAUAGCCUGAAUAUCGAUCAACAGGCGCGGUCCGGGCAGAGCAUCAGCGAGAGAACGCUCGAGGAAUGCUGGUCGACACUGCAGCGAAUCUUCAUGCACAAGAACGCAAUGCAGAUGCACGCUCGCGAGCUCCAGCGAGGUUUGGGGGGAGAAGUGAAGCCUCACCAGUGCCAGCAAUGCCUGAAGUCCUUCAGCUCGAACCACCAGCUUGUUCAACACAUCAGGGUCCAUACGGGGGAGAAGCCUUACAAGUGCUCCUACUGUGACAGACGGUUUAAGCAGCUGAGCCAUGUUCAACAGCACACGAGGUUACAUACAGGUGAACGACCUUACAAAUGUCACCUCCCAGAUUGUGGGCGAGCAUUCAUCCAGCUAUCCAACCUGCAACAACAUCUGAGGAACCAUGAUGCUCAAGUGGAAAGAGCCAAAAACCGACCCUUCCACUGUAAUAUUUGUGGCAAGGGAUUCGCAACUGAAAGUAGCUUGAGAACGCAUACUGCAAAGGAGCUUCAGCUGCACCUUGGUGUUUUGCAGCAACAUGCGGCCCUCAUGAUCGGUGGGGCAACCGCCACCCCAUGCCCCCUUUGUGGCAAAGUCGUAUUCGGUGGCGAAGCACUCGUUGAACAUAUGAAGAACACGCAUAAGGACCCAAAUGCGUCCGGCGUUGCCAGUCCCCCUGCUACGUCACCAUACCCGGCGCAAGCUAAACCAACUGAUCCUUAUAUAGCCAAGCGGAGGACGGCCAACCACCCCUGUCCUGUUUGCGGAAAGCACUACGUCAAUGAAGGUUCACUGAGAAAGCAUCUGGCGUGUCACCCUGAGACUCAAUUGACGAGCAGCCUGAGAAUGUGGCCGUGUUCUGUAUGCCAAGCGGUCUUCACCCAUGAAAGUGGCCUACUAUCUCACAUGGAGCAUAUGAGAAUGGAACCGAAACAUCAGUUCGCUGCCCAAUAUGUUCUAUCCCGAGCCGCGGCUGAACGAAGAGAACGAGACAUCCUCGCCGCAGUGUCGGCUACCGCUGGAGGCUCUGGUCUUCUCAACCUGGCCCCGCCUUCCCCAGCGCACUCGGACUCUUCCUCCAAUGGUCGUCUGUCUUCAUCCGCUGGUUCCGAAGCAGGAGCGGCGGUCAACAAACUCACGGAUCUCCUCAGGUCAGCUAACAAUGGACACCAAGCGUACCCUGACGAACGAGUAGCUGCCAUUGCUGCUGCCGCUGCCAAUAUGAUGGCGCAGCCUGGUGAAGGCGCUAACCCAGUUCAAGUUGCCGCGGCGAACCUCGUGUCUGCCAUGCGACAGCAACUAGCUAGAGAGCCACCACCAGCUCAACCACCUGCAGAAGCGCCCCCGGCGCCCAACGAAGCCGCGUUACGUAUCCAACAAGCUGAAGCUCUCCUCCGAAGUCAAGCUGAAGCGCUUCGGUUAGCUGUUUCUCAAGCGGCAGCAGCGCAUGGUAACGAGGCAGCCAGUCCUUUAAGACAUAACGGUGGGUUCCCUCCGCAACCACCGAACGAUGCCAGUGGACAGUUAUCUCCUGAACUGGUUGAGGCGUUCAGAAUUGCUCAAGAGCAGCGAUUGGAGCAGGCUUUGAGAUUACAUGACCCUAGAAUGCUUGGUUUUAAUUUGCCAUCGCCAGCACAAGCUGCUCAACAAGCGGCGCAACAGGCCGUCGCUGCACAGCAAGCUGCGGCCGCUCAACAGGCCGCCCAGCAGGUAGCUCAACAAGCAGCUCAAGCCGCGCAAGCCGCAGCUGCACAGCAAGCCGCUCAACAGGCGGCCCAACAGCAACAUAUGCAGCAACAAGCUGCGCAGGCAGCUCAAGCCGCCCAAGCAGCUCAGGCCGCGCAACAAGCCGCCCAACAAGCGGCCCAGCAAGCUGUCCACCUCCAACAGAACCCUCAGCCAUGAAAAUUUAGCUAUUACUAAUCCGACGCGAUUUCUGCUCGAAACUUAGUAUAAGGAAACUGUUAAAUUUAAAGAAGUAUGGUUUUAUCGUCAAACUAAAUUCAUUUUGUGGAACGCGAAAUCGCCUCCGAUUAGUAAUUGCGUUAAAGUAAAUUGUUUUCGUACGUUCGGAACGUUGUUUUAAUGAAAAAUCGAAUUUCUUUCAUUUCUAGCUGAAACUAUACGAUGGUAAAGUAAAGUAACCCUACAUUAGAUAGAUAACUGUUGUACAUACCUAGGAAACGUUAGAGAAUCGAUUCAUGUACAUAAUAUACGAGAAAAAUGUACCUAAAAAUAGAUGAAUGAUGAACAAAAUGGAACAAAAACUCGCCGAACCAGUAAUUAGAUGUAGAACGACAGAUGAUAACUCAGUGCAAUGUUCAGUUAUUUGUUUGGUUAUCGGGUGUGUUAUUACGAAAUAUAUUUAUUUUUUAUUAGCUUUACCACAGAGCAGUGUAUUUCUUAGCUUAGUACAAACUUUUGGAUGUGCCAAACUGUUGAAGCACGUUUUAUCGCAUUUAGCGCGACUUGCAAUACGUAGUUGCAUAUUAAGUUUCCAUAGGUUACUUUAUUAUUAUUAUUAUAGGAAAUAAUUUAAUAUUUUGUUUAUCUUUGUCUUUCACGCAAUAACACGUCUUAUGCUAGUCACGUUUUCGAACGCACAAAUAUUCUAUUUAAAUAAAUCAAUUUGGUUAUAUUUUAUUUUAUUAUUUUUCAUUUAAAAAACUAAAAUAACUGUAAACUCUCUUGGCGUAGAUUUUAAUUUUUAUUAUAAAUGCCAUAUUAGAUAAUAAAUCUGUAAAUACCGUAGACAUGUUAUGUAAUGUUGAAGCUUUUGUUCAUAUAACGUAAAAUAACAAUUUAUUUUUAUUAUACGAUUAUUAUUAUUUUAACAAAAAAUAUAUAAUUAUUUACACAUCAUUUGUAUAGUUGUAUAUAUAAAAAUUAUUGAUUAUUUUUCACAAGACUGCCGUUACUUAUCUUUUUUUGUGUAAAUAAAUUAAUUGAGUUUUUAAUUAUAAAAGUGUAUAUUGAAUAAUGAAAAUAGCGAUUUUUCACUGAACAUAGAUAAACAAUAAACAGGACACCAACCAAAAUAAAUUGGACUUAGAGUCGAAUACAGUACAUCUUAAUAUCGACUAAUAAAUACAACCUUGUAUGGACACUAACACGAGACAUUCUUACCAACCUGAAUGUUGACAAUUGAGAUACAGCCCAAAUAUUUCCAUUAUUUUUAUUUCAUGUAAUUCAAUUUUUAAAUGAAACCACAAUAGCCCAGUAAAUAAUUUCAUAUAAAUGGUUACACUGAAGUCUUUACACUUUAGUAAACCAUUAAUAGCAUUUCAUAUGCUCACAGUUGCCAUUACAAUAGUUUUAUAGUUGACCGGUUGUGGGAUAGCCCGACUACGAUUAUAUCCCGCUUGGAGUAUAUGUCGAGCGGGAUAUAUUCGCAUUCAAUACCGUCUGACUAUUCCACAACCGCACUGCGUAAGGGAUGUCGAGUGUUGCCGAAUAUUAAUUCUUUUAAUAUUAUCAUCAUGUAUUAUAAUAAGUCUCGAUUGGUAUGCACAAAUUAGAUUUUCAAUCGAAUUUGUUCAUACGAGUCCAGUAUACGUGUAAUCGUAACAUAGGUAAGGUAUCGUAAGCUGAUUUUAAUGUACGUAAUUGUUUCAGUCUUGAAUUAAUAUUGGUAUUGCCACCGUGGUCGUCACGUUUCAUGUAAUAGGUGAGACCACAGCCUGGUGUUCCAAUGUAAAUAGACAAAAAUCUCACAAUGCAAUAGCCCAAAAGAUCGUUAUAAUUUCAGUCGUGACUUUCGGUUCGAAGACAAUUUUAUUGACUCCUUAGUUCUGUGUGUACUUUACUUUUGAAAUACAAAACUUUUCGGCGUAUUAUCUUUAUGUUUUGGAGUGAAAUGGCCAGUUACAUCGAGACGCGAAUGGUUACCCGAUAAAGAUUAAGUUUUUCUGGGAAACGUGAAUUAAAAAUAUAUACAAUUUGACUGAAAACAAAACCAGAAUAUUUGGAUACUCAAAAUCAAUGUGAAUGGAUCGCUAUUUAUGUAAAAAUGUCCUCAUAAAUUUAAUAUAUAAAUAAAUUAAAUAUAACAACAAAGAAGUUCCUAUGAAUAUUGUAUAAAUGGUAUUGUUUUAAAUUUAGGUCUUAGUAGAAGGAAAAAUUUAUGGACGUUUGGUAUUUUUAAAGUUAUAAUAAAAAUCAUCGUAUUAAGGAACUGCGCUCGCGGCUUACGAGUUGUACAAAACUAAAAAGCACGGAUCAUGAAUCCUACAUUAGAUUUUUAGAUCAAAAGUUACGUUUCCAAGAAAGUGUUCAUGUUCAACCCUGACAUUUUUGCUUGGCAUUACAUGUACAUAUAUAUUUGUAAUAACUGAUGUAUUUUCGAUGUAAAAAUGAUAUAUGUUACAGUUUUUUGACUAUAACAAAAAGCAAUCAAAGUAGGCUAUGAUAUACAAAUUUUUAAAUGCCCAACAAAAAUGUCUGUGGUUUAUUCUGUGAUCAUCGAAAGGAAUAGAUAUAAAGCAGGUCGUGUCUACGAGUUGUCAGAGGUUAUUUUUACGUUUUUGAUGAUGAAAAAGCAAGUUUUUUCUACAUUUAUUUUACGAUGGAAAAUUCUGUAGUUAAGCUGUGUACAUUUAAUACUAAUGAUAAAGCCUAAUUAACAGUAAAAAGUGGGCGUGAACCCUCUCACAGCCGAUUCUAAGAGGUUGCAUAAUGUGCAAGUUUCCUUAGAAUUGGUUGCUUAGUUACAAUAGUAUUGGAUUCUGUUGAUGUCAUUCAAUGUGGUACUAGCUAAUCCACAUUCUAAAUGUGCUGUCAGUUGGAUUUUUUGUUAGAAAUGGAUACGACCAAUACAAGUUAUCAUUUGAUUCGCUAACGAUUAAAGUUAUUGUUUUACUCGUUUUGUUGACUAGGGAAAUUCGUUGAGAAAGAAAAUCAAUUUUGUAAAUUAAACUUUCACUGUUCAAAUUCAACAUUAAUUGUUUCGAACAGUGAAAAAUUCCAUUCGAUAACAAUUAUUAAUGAAAAAACAUAUCGCGUUUUACAACUUGCGAUUACAUUACAUUUUUUAUUUCAAUCGUUAAUGAAAUAUUACCAACUGUUCAUUUUUGAAAGUCUAUAAACAUUUUAUAUACUAACGUCCCAUAACUGAGCUAGGCUUCAGCAUAUCGAUCGUUGAAAUUUUUCAAGCAAAGGAUUUAUACCACUUUGCUCCAUUAUGCCAGUAGAUUUUAGUGUGCUCUAGUGUCUUCAACACCAGGAAAUGAACUUGGGAUCGUCUAGUUUGACAAUCGACACGCCACAACCUCCGCACUACAGAGAUUGUCAAUUAGAGAGUAUUUAAUAAGACGUAUUAUUCAAUAAUUGAACAGUUUGUAGUAUUAUUGUUAAGUUUUUAUCAAUAAAUUGCUGUUGAUUUGGAAUUAAGCAUCCUUAUUGAAUGUUAAUGUUUAUUUUUGUCGCUUCAUGGUUUCUGUUGAUUGUAUUUUCAGCUUGUUUUGAUACAUAUUUAGCCAAAUAUACACAUUUAUUCGUAACUUUAAGGUAGACAGGAUAGCCAGGUUUUCAAUUUAUAACUCACAGUAGUCUUUACAUAUUCUUAAGAUAAGCUAGUAUAAUUAAUGUAAUGUAAUUCACAAAGGCUCAUUUAUAAAAUAACCAACAAUACUUUUGGUUAUCUGCUCAAAUAUUUUAUAAAUGGGUCAAGUAAGUAACAUAAAUUAAGCCCAAACGGAAAUUGAAGCGCUUAAUCUGUGUUGCAGGAAGUAGACACAACGAAAUAAAAAAAAAACACAUAAAUACAAAAAAAAUCCGUGUACUUAAACGUACUUAAUGUCAUAGUUAAUGGAAUUAUCGGUGUUUAA
Molecule: messenger RNA, 7161 nt
Organism: Pectinophora gossypiella (pink bollworm)
Lineage: Eukaryota; Metazoa; Arthropoda; Insecta; Lepidoptera; Gelechiidae
Product: zinc finger protein 628-like
Exons: 10
Coding region: 617-3241 (874 amino acids)
Cellular component (GO): nucleus
Source: RefSeq, a predicted model, not a curated record